Molecule: messenger RNA, 739 nt
Organism: Lontra canadensis (Northern American river otter)
Lineage: Eukaryota; Metazoa; Chordata; Mammalia; Carnivora; Mustelidae
Product: protein shisa-like-1
Exons: 4
Coding region: 248-739 (163 amino acids)
Source: RefSeq, a predicted model, not a curated record
CGCGUGGGGCCGCCUCGGGGCCACUUCCGGAGACGGCCGGAAGUCCGCGUCUCUUAGUAACCAAAGGACCCGGCGUGUUGGGGCUGAGAUCUGGGAUGGGCUGCGAAUGGCGGCGAGUUUCUGGGGCGGUCUGGGAUGUGAGGGACUCGCAGCACCCCCACGGGCCCUGUCCUGUUGUUGCUGCCAUGGCUUAGAAAGAGAGAUGCUGGGCUUCCUAAGAUCAGCGCUCAGGUGGAUGUGACCUCUCAUGGGCUUUCAAAGGAGGCUAGGCCUUUUGCUGACUGGCCUGACCGCGGGGCUGCUGCUGCUCUUCAGCUGGGCGACGCUUGUUCAGCCGACCUCUCUCUCAGCUUUGGCCCACCACCCCCACUUGUGCCAGACCACCUGGGAUGCUGAUGGCCGCCGCUACCCCGGUUUUUUCUGUCCUCGGCUCUCGGAUACCCGGGAGGAAGCCUACUGCUGCCACCUGCAGGCUGCAGGGGGCUUCUGCUGCACCCGGGCUGAAUUUGAGGCCUUGUACCAGGUCAACCUGUCCGCCCUUCCGCCCCCACCCAUCCUCAGGGGUCGGGGUCCGCUCCUAGCCCUGGGCCUCUAUACCCUGCUGCUCGUGGCCCUGAUGACCGCCGACCUGGUGCACUUCUGCCGCGGACGGGGCGGGGGCCGGCGCCGGCGUCCCCGCCGGCUUCCCUCUCGGUCCUCCGCUGCGCGCCCCCUGCAGGUCCCAGUGGGAACAGACUAG